Molecule: messenger RNA, 1317 nt
Organism: Vanderwaltozyma polyspora DSM 70294
Lineage: Eukaryota; Fungi; Ascomycota; Saccharomycetes; Saccharomycetales; Saccharomycetaceae
Gene: FMO1
Product: N,N-dimethylaniline monooxygenase
Exons: 1
Coding region: 1-1317 (438 amino acids)
Molecular function (GO): N,N-dimethylaniline monooxygenase activity; NADP binding; flavin adenine dinucleotide binding
Source: RefSeq, a predicted model, not a curated record
AUGGGUGACAAUAAAAGGUUGGCAAUUAUAGGUGGUGGUCCUGGUGGUUUGGCGGCUGCUAGAGUAUUUUUGGAGAAUGCCAAGGGGUUUCAAGUGGAAUUAUUUGAAUCAGAUUCUGAAAUUGGUGGAGUUUGGCAUUAUUGUGAUGACGAGGAUAAAGAGGGUAGAGUAAUGUAUGACUAUUUGGAAACUAAUAUACCUAAAGAAUUGAUGAAAUUCAGUGGAUAUCCAUUUCCAGAUUCCGUAUCCAAGUUUCCUAAGAGAGGAGAUGUUUGGAAGUAUUUGAAAAGUUAUUUCAAGGAGUUUAUCGAAAGUCAAUCUGCAUUUAAAGCACAUUUGAAUACAAAGGUAUCGAAUGUAUUCAAAAAAGAUGGUGAAUGGAUGGUAGUAGUGAAAGACGAGUCCAAUGAUGUGGAUGAGUAUGUCUUUGAUUAUGUAAUCUUUGCCAAUGGUCACUAUAGUACACCAAGGAUUCCAAAUGAAAUUCCGGGUUUAAAUCAAUGGUUUGAGAACAAUUCAGCAUUCCAUUCCAAGGACUUUCAAAAUUGUGAGUUUGCUAAAGGUAAAAAUGUAAUUGUCAUUGGGAAUGGUAGCUCAGGCCAAGAUAUUACUAUUCAAUUAUCAUCAGUAGCCAAAAAAGUGUACAAUAGUGUUCAUGAUGUAGAAAAAUCACAAUGUGUAGCAAUUGGAUUGACCAAUCUGAUUGAAAUUAUUCCUUCAAUUGAUGAAACUGAGUGGAUAAAUCAUUCUGUGAAACUUUCCAAUGGUAAAGUUCUUAAUGAUAUCGAUUUCAUUGUGUCGGCAACUGGGUUUUACUAUGAUUUGAGGAUAUUAGAACCAAAUUUAAGAAAAGACUUAUUAGGGACAACAUCAGUUUCAGAAACUGCUGGAACAAAAAUGUAUAAUUUAUGGGAGCAGAUAUUUUACGUUAAUGAUAAAACAAUAGCAUUUUCUCUUUUGCCGCAGCUAGUUAUACCUUUCCCCUUAGCUGAGUUGCAAGCAUCAGUCAUGGUUAAAGUUUUUACCAAUAAAUUAGAGGUCCCAUCAACACCACAAGGUAACGAUGAUCCUAAUUAUCAUUAUUUCCCUAAUUACACUGAUAUCGAUUAUUAUCGACUAUUACAAAGUCUAUUGGAUUCCCAUGAUGGUGACAAAGAUAAAUUUAAGCCUGUAAAGUGGGAUGGUGAGUAUGAAAAGAUGAGGAGAGGGUGUACAGAAUUGAAACGUCAACGUAAUUUAAAACUGUUUUUAUAUGCCCAAAAGUUAAGAAAGGAACAUAUCCCUUAUCAUUUAAUACCUCCAGAGGAAGACAUUUAA